ACAAACUACCCAAGAAAAUUUUGUAAGAUGGUCAAGAUGAUGAUGAAAGUAGCUUUUGCGAUGACGUGCAUGCUGGUUGCAGUCACAACCGCCGACAAGGCAGACCGUCCUUGGCCACCUGAGUGCCUGGAGGUGGCGAACGUGAUGGUGGAAGAAUGCAAGUUGUUCUUCGUCGAACAGGAGUCGCCUCCCACCGCCGAGUGCUGCGGCUGGUUCAGUAGCCGCCAUAAAAAGGCGGAGGACAGGCGGCGGAUUUGCCGGUGUAUGAAGUUUCUGACCACAGCCUUUGAAGCAAUCAAGCCAGGCGUUUUGGCUCUCUCUGAUCAGUGCCAUUUCGGAGAUGGCUUCCCCAUGUCUAAGAACCACGCAUGUGCUUAGUAUGGGAGGUUCAAAGAUGAGAAGAAGUAUGCAAAGAACAUCAUGAUGUUUGUAUCUCAAGGC
Messenger RNA from Raphanus sativus (radish), 441 nucleotides. RefSeq lists its product as uncharacterized. Bases 28 to 378 code for a protein of 116 amino acids. The record is from RefSeq and is a predicted model, not a curated record. Lineage: Eukaryota; Viridiplantae; Streptophyta; Magnoliopsida; Brassicales; Brassicaceae. The transcript is spliced from 2 exons.